UUUUUUGACGUUAAGGGAUCAAACCAGAGAGAAGUACUUGUAACUUGGGAAACCACAUGUGCCGUGACAAGGGGAGGGGGUGGCAUUUUUCAUACUGUCCUGUCAUAUCUUCCCGCUUCUAUGCUUCAGCGUGUAAGGGUGUCAUUUUAGGAAAGGAACUUUGUUUUUGAAAGCCAGUGGCAGAAAACAACUAACCUCGAGCCUACAUUGAAAUUAUUGAAAAACUUAGUAGAUUGAGCUUUUCCUAGGAACAUGUUGGGGCCUCGCACUAGAUCAUUUUUUCGACAGCUUUUCUAGAUGUCCAAAUGUAGAAGUGUGCAAUUUUUAAGCUUGUGUUUUAGCUACUUCUCUGAAUUCUAUGUCCUCAUUUUCACAUGCUUUUAAUUUUAUGUGAUCUCUUCCAAUGGGGAUUUCCCUUUCAAAUUCAUUAAUAUUUUAUUUAGAAGGCUGUCUUAUAACUUCUCCAUAAGUGACUAAUCUGUCCUUUGGGGAGGGGAAUCUCCCUCUGUUGUCUACUUCCUCAGACACUUGCCAAAGACUUUCACGUUUGUCAGAAACUUCCUGCAGAACUCUCAAAAGUUUCAGUCAAAACACUGACUGUUGGAAUAAACUGGAGGAAACCUAACCCCUGUUUGAGUUGCAAGAGUCAUAUCUGGGGUAUUGGUCCACAGAGAAGCAAGUUUAGCCAGGCCAUUACUGAGCAGUCAGGAAUUCAUUACAUGGGGCUUGUUGAAUGAAUCAAGUGGAUGUUGAAAAACUGGAGUCCAUAACGCUGAUCGCUCUCUCUUUCCCUGGGAAACUUGCUCAGAGUUGCUGUGCCUGGUGGUGAAAUCAUGUUCAGCCCUGUCUUCAAAGCCGAUCGCCUUCGGGUCAACUUGCAACUGGCUGUCAAUCGCCUAAAACUCCUGGAAAGAAAGAAAGCCGAGCAGGCCCAGAAAGCAAGGAAGGAGGUUGCUGACCAUCUGGCUGCUGGGAAGGAUGAACGAGCUCGGAUCCGAGUGGAGCACAUUAUACGAGAAGACUACCUGGUGGAGGCCAUGGAGAUCCUGGAGCUGUAUUGUAACCUGCUCCUGGCUCGGUUUAGCUUGAUCCAGACCACAAAGGAACUGGAUUCUGGUUUGGCUGAAUGUGUGUCUACACUAAUAUGGGCAGCAACUCGACUCCAGUCAGAGGUGCCUGAGUUGAAAAUAGUAUCUAAUCAGCUGUGUGCAAAGUACAGCCAAGAAUAUGGUCAACUGUGUCGAACCAAUGAGAUUGCAACUGUCAGCUCUCGGCUAAUGUGUAAAUUAAAUGUGAACACUCUACCCCAGGUUCUAGUGGAACAGUAUCUGAUCGAAAUUGCUAAGAACUAUAAUGUGCCAUAUAAACCCAAGGCACCCAUUAUGGCUGAAGCCCCGGGAGACCUGGUUAGUGUUGGAUUUACCGAGGAUGUCAAGAAAGGUGCCAUUGGCAGUGGAGGUGGAACUGCAGCCGGACCUGAUGACCCACUUCUGGCAUCGACAGUAUCUACAUCAGGGCCCUUACCUGUGCCAUCCCCAGGCCCUGGUUUCUCAUCCCUUCCCCCUGAAAGACAGAAUGACUCCUACAAGAAUGAUUUGCUUCCUGUACUGGUUCCUGGUUCGGAAUUCAACCCCCAAACUUCUCCAAAGCCAGCAUCAAGAGCCAAGAUUGGUUUUGAUAACUUUAUGCUGCCUGAUUUGCCUGAUGUAAAACCUCAAGCAAGCCUUUCCAUUGACCCUUAUGAUUGUGAGGAGGUUGAUUUUGAAGACCUUGACCGGAGACUUGAAAUGCUGAAGAAAGCCACAUAAUUCCUUAGUUCUGGAUUGAGUAUUUGCCUGGGACUUGGAAUCCCUGGGCACAAAUUUUAAUAUGGCCACCGAUGUGUGGGUGUGAAGUUUUCUCAUUUACAAUUCCUUCCAUCCCUUAAAUUCUAUGGUUCUCUGUCUGUAAUAAUGUUUGUGUAUGUUUCUGUUUGUGUGCAUAUACAUGUAAUCAUAUAAUUAUUCCUGUUUCUUAAAAUUCUAUAAUUCUAUAGAAUUCUAAAAUUCUAAACUUGUAUAAUUCUUUUCCUUAAAAUAAUGUAAUUCUUAGGUGAAGAUUCCCGACCUACAGAAUUGUAUUAAUU
Molecule: messenger RNA, 2125 nt
Organism: Miniopterus natalensis
Lineage: Eukaryota; Metazoa; Chordata; Mammalia; Chiroptera; Miniopteridae
Product: IST1 homolog
Biological process (GO): protein transport
Source: RefSeq, a predicted model, not a curated record